AUGGCGUCGAAUAGCGAAGCAAGGCCUUUGCCGAAAUUCGGAGAAUGGGAUGUGAAUGAUCCGGCGACAGCUGAAGGAUUCACCGUUAUAUUUACUAAAGCUGGAGAGGAUAAGAAAACGGGUAGGAGCUCAAGCAAAGCACCUUCACAGAGGAAAAAAGACGGUGUUAAACCAACCAAGAAAUGGCUCUGUUUUACAUUUUCAUGA
Molecule: messenger RNA, 207 nt
Organism: Arabis nemorensis
Lineage: Eukaryota; Viridiplantae; Streptophyta; Magnoliopsida; Brassicales; Brassicaceae
Source: the annotation of a GenBank genome assembly